UAACCUAUGCUAAACGAAUACUUCCAUUUAGUUGUUCAGCGUUAUAAAUCUAUAGGUAACACAUCAGUGAUGUGUUGAAUUACAAUUCCCAUCAUCCACCGCCUCCCCAGUGAUCUCUACAUACUGGACUACAACUCCCACUGGCCCAUCUGUCCAGGUUGGAGAUGGAUGCCAAGGCCCCAUAAUUCCAAUAAAAUUGGGGGGGAAAACCUUAAAAAAAAUGAAUUUUGUUGACUAUUGUAGAAGGAAUUCCCAAGAUUACCAGUAAUAAAAAAAAUCUCUGUAUUAGGUUGUUGUAACCACAUAAUAUUGUACAGUGUGUUUGGUUUUGUGUAAACAAUCUCAUAUAAUUCCAUGCUUCAAGCUACUGCGAGUUCUUGGUGAAUCACAAAUCUUGCCAUCACUUGGUUGUACUAUCAGGGCAUAAAUAUAAUACUGUAUAUAUAAAAUACUGUAACCUUAAAAAAAAACUUACUAGUGGAAGUGCUAACUCACCUUUCAACUUUAAAAAAAAAUCUGCAAAUACAAUUUCUGAAAUAGCUUUCAGAAAUCAUGUUUUGGACUAUACUUACCUAUGUCAGUUUGUUUAUGAGAGAUGCUUGGGUAGAGAUGUCUCCCCAAAAAGGCUGCUAGUUUUUGGGUGCACAUGUAGAAAGUUUGAUUUGGUAAAAGCAGCUUUCAAAGGAACAAUAAUUAUGUAUAAAACGUGUGGUUUUAAUACUGAGACCGCCCACUAAAACAAAUCCUUCACAUAUUUGAAUGGUUUUAGACCAUGAAAUCUACCUACUUUUAAAGUGGCUUGGUUUUUGAUGGAAGAGACCAGCGUGGCUACUCCUCUGAAGUUGGGCGUGAUAAGGCUUCUAUAAUAGCUUUUUUUAAAAAAGAUUAAGAGCUUCCCUUGAAUUCUGCCUAUUGAGCUAGCCAAGGCACAGCACGUAUUUUUAAAAAUUGUAAAUUUUAGAUUCCAGCAAAGCCACCUUUGGAAAUCUAGAAAGCUCCAAGGUUUAUCUAAUCUAGAUAAAUCUAGAAAGCUUUGUGUUGGGCCUUAAUCUGAUCCAGAUAAAUCUAGAUGACCCUUCCUCACCUCCCCAUGUUCUCUUCCUCCUUGGCAGAGGAUUGCUGUGUUGUUUACAUUCCCUCCACCUUGAAGGAGUGGAUCCUAUAUAUAAACUCGGGUUGGAGUACCCUCUUUUCAAACCAAAGUCUUUAAUGACUCCUGUUACAAAUAGAAGGAAGACUAUUUGCAUCUCUGAAUGCUUAUCCUAGCAAAAACAUAACUCUCUAGGGUGGUAAAGUUAAUCCCACAAUCUGUUACGCAGUACGACCUUUUUGCCCAGGUCAUUUUUUUCCUGCCUGAGUUUCCAAUAAAAGAUGUAAAGCUACACUCCAAGGUUAAUGGCUUGUACAGGUGAUUCUUGCGUUCUCAUCCUUCCCUACUACAAUUCAUUCAUGAGUCUUCGUUUUGUUGCGGGUUUUCCCCCCCCCCCCCCCACCCCCUUCAGAGUAGCGUAGUAGCAAUCUUUGUAAUGGUCCUGUAGAGAAGGUUAAACUGAGGUUUAGUGGCUGACUGUUUUAAAAUCCUCCAGGGAAUUUGACGUUUGACAAAGUAGAACCUUAGUUUCCGAAUUCCUAAUACUCUAAUUCACUUAGGGCAGUAAUGCGCCUUUUAGCGUGAUGGAAGUUGUCGCGUGUAUUGGCUACACUUGUAUGGCUUCUGGCAAAAAACCUUGGUUUUCAUUGAUUUGUAGAUAGAUGUUCCAGCUGUUUAGUUUAAUAGUAUUUGCAGCUUCAUGGAAACUCGUUUUAUUACCACAAAAUGGUACAGAAUUUAGAUAAUGGUUCCUGUAAUGCUGUUAUGCAUGGGGACUCCUGCUAUUUAAAGCUAAAACUGACAGGUGAUUCUUUGUCUGGUUGUAAUUUCAUUGUUUUGGAAGAUCAAAGCGUUUUCUAUUGGCAUUUAGUGAAAAAAUGGAUAGCCAAAGGGACUGAAACGGCAUUGUUGUUAGCACAAUUCCCCUAGUGUAAAUGCAAAGAGAGUCUGAAGGCUUUGGUUUGAAAAGAGUGUGUGGCAUAUUGUUAGAGCUUGCUUCUUCCAUUUUCGCUUUACACAAGCUUUAUAAGUUUACAAGAUCCCAAUUCCCAAACCAAAUCCUACCGGCGACAAUACAAAACUCGUUAAUGAGUUUUAACGAAACCUUAAAAUGAAUUUUCUUUAUAAACAUUUAAAACAAAAACGUACUCUUGGUAACACAUGACAUAUGUCUUGUAUUAGGUUAUGUGGCAAUAUUUUGUUGCUUCCCAGAAUCAAAUCAAAAUGUAAAUUAAGCAUUGAUUUGAUAAUUCAGCUUCAUGGUCAUCAGUCAGAACAAUAGCACAUAUCAGCCAAUGCUCUCUCACAGUUUCUGAUAGGGCAAGUUAGCUGAAAACUGUAAAAAUGGUAGAAGCAAGCUAUGCAUAUGCUCAUGAUCUUUUGUUAUAUUACAUUUGUAAAUUAAGGAGGUUUGAUAUAUUUAGUCAUAAUAGAAAACUGGCUCUAAAUUAUUGAUUGAUAAUUCUUUCAGAGCAGUUGUUUUGGGUUUUUUUUACCUUGCUCUCUCUGGAAUUGUUUUUUUUUCGAGGAAGCAAUAAUGACAUUGAGAGGAUUAUAUCUUAGAAGAAAAUGCCUUUUUAUUCACAAGUCUGUUUAAAAAAAAAAAAAAGUUUCUUCCUUACAUUAGUUUCCAUCUAACAAGCCUUUUAACCAAACUUCAUAUUCCACAUUCCUCUCAGAAUGGUGGAAUAGAUUUGGUUGCUCUCUUCUGAUCAUAUUUUCCCAGCCACAAAGAAAAUAAAAACUAUUUUAGUCUCAAUCUAAUCCUCUUUUAAUUACCGGCCUUGCACAGAUUAUGCAAAAAAAAAUAUAUUAGCCCAAAGAAAUACUUAAGCAGCUUAUAAACACAGACAAUUCCCCACCACCACCAAAAAAAGUGACCAAAUGAAAUAAACACCCAACAUAAAAUGAUGGAUACGUAGUUCAGGGGAUCGGCGAGUGUUUCCUGCAAAGAACCUCCUUAAAUUGCACCAAUGUUGCUGUUCCUAUGUAUGUAUGUCUCUCUAUCACAUAACCCAGGACUUCUUUCCUCAGCCGCAUAGCUAGGGGCCGAGCCUAGCCAUGAUUUUACCUCCCAUGGAUCCAAGUUUCUUUGGUGAAGAUUUCUUCUGAGAAUGCAAGCCUAGCAGAAAAAGAAGCGAGGAAUUGCCCACCGUUUGGUUCUUACGGAUAGGUAUUUAUGUACUUGGGUUUGUGUAAAUGUAAGUAAUUUGCCUUUGCAGGAAAAAAAUAAAAUAAAAAUUCCCUCUGUUACGUAGCCGUUUCAUAUGUUGACCAGGGUCAUUAAAUGGUUGAACCACAAACGGUAAGGACGGAUGACAGCUGGUUCCUCUUUUUUAGCCGGUUAGAUAGUCCGCUUUUAAUUGUAACCAGUAACUCCCAAAGGGGUUUGGUUUUUGCUCUUGUUAAAGGAAGUGGGUCAAGGAGUGUUUAGUCAGAUUAAUGGGUCCCUCGUUUAACUCAGUAGAUGGUUCUUUUCCAUUAUAGGUGGUAAGUAUUGAUAGAUUUGGCAGGAAGCUGAGCCCGAAGUCCCUUGGUUGACCCUCCCCUUCCUGUUGCAGAUACGAUGGGCGUGGCCACUUGCACGAUCUUUCCGAAUACGACGCCGAAUAUUCCACCUGGAACAGAGAUUACCAAUUGUCCGAAGAGGAAGCUCGAAUCGAAGCUCUCUGUGACGAAGAGAGAGGAAGAAUAUAAGAGGCUGAGCGAAGCUUUGGCUGAAGAUGGGUCCUAUAAUGCAGUGGGGUUUACCUACAGUAGUGAUUAUUAUGAUCCCUCAGAACCCACUGAGGAAGAAGAACAGCCGUUCAAGGCCAAAGUGGCUGUAUCCAAGGCCGAAAGCGUAGAAGAAAACGAAGAGCCCUUUAUCGCCCCUUUGGGAUUGAAUGUACCUUCCGAUGUGGAACUGCCUCCCACGGCCAAAAUGCACGCCAUCAUCGAACGGACGGCGAAUUUCGUCUGCAAGCAGGGAGUCCAAUUUGAGAUUAUGCUGAAAGCAAAACAGGCUCGUAACUCCCAAUUCGAUUUCCUUCGGUUUGAUCACUACCUCAAUCCUUACUACAAAUUUAUUCAGAAAGCCAUGAAGGAAGGGCGCUACGCUACUUCUUCGGAGAAGAAAAAAGAGGAGGAAAAAAAUGUGACGGAAGAUGGCGACGACGAUGAUGAUGAUGACGACAACGAAGGCAAUUACCUGCAUCCCAGCCUUUUCGCUUCUAAGAAACGGAGCAGGCUAGAGGAGCUGAUGAAGCCGCUGAAGGUGGUGGAUCCCGAUCACCCGUUGGCAGCCCUUGUUCGCAAAGCCCAAGCCGAAAACGCCAGUGCUGCGUCUCAGGCGGGUGAAGGCACAACCGCUCCGUCGUCCCAAAUGGAAUAUUCUUCCGAUCCAACAAUGGCAGCCAUGUACUACAGCUAUUACAUGCUGCCCGAUGGAACGUACUGCCUCGCCCCACCGCCCCCAGGGAUUGACAUGGCUACUUACUACAGCGCCUUGCCAGCGGGUGUGACGGUGUCAAGCACCACUGGCGUAGCCACCAUCACAGCGCCUCCGCCUCCCGGCACGACGCCGCCACCAUCGUCUUUGGAAGCCAGCGAAGACACGAGCGGCGCAUUACCUGGCACAAGCACUUCAGCGAGCUCAAUUCCUCCAGUGGUUGCCGUCAUUCCUCCACCUCCAGAUAUCCAACCUGUAAUUGACAAGCUAGCUGAGUAUGUUGCGAGAAAUGGGAUUAAAUUUGAAACCAGCGUUCGUGCCAAGAAUGAUCCGAGAUUUGAAUUUCUGCAGCCUUGGCAUCAGUACAACGCGUACUACGAAUUUAAGAAACAGUUCUUCCUUCAGAAAGAGGCCAGUGACAGCUCAAAGCAGGUCGCCUCUUUGCCGGAGGACGUCUCUACCGACGCGCCCACCGCGGCACCUGGAGAGACCGAGUUUCCUGCUGAGCAGAGUCCUGAAGACGCCGAUUCAGCGGCUCAAGGAAAUAGUGCAAAGGACCCAGCUGCCAUCAAAAUUAGCAACGAUGGCAAACUGAUAAAGGUGUCAUUUGCACCCAUCAGCUUUGCAAUCCGGGCCAAAGAAAACGACAUGCUCCCCUUGGAGAAGAACCGGGUGAAGCUCGACGACGAUAGCGACGAGGAGGAGGAGGAAGGCAAAGAGGGCCAGGAGAACGCCAGCAGCACCUCCACCAGCGCCACCCUCCUUACCCCUUCCAGCGGUGCCCCGGAAGAGAAAAAGCCCCAGCUGACCCAGGAAGAGCUGGAAGCCAAGCAAGCAAAACAGAAGUUAGAAGACCGGUUGGCAGCCGCAGCAAGAGAAAAACUUGCCCAGGCUUCCAAAGAAUCGAAAGAGAAACAGCUCCAAGCAGAACGAAAGAGAAAAGCCGCCCUCUUUUUGCAGAAUCUGAAGAAUCCACUGGCAGACAUGGAAGUUGAAAAAAUGGAGGAAAGUGCCUUUAACAUGGAGACGGUCAGUAACAUGCCCUGCGCUCUGUUGACCGGCAUCCGGACGUUACCAGUCCUAGAAGCCAAGGUGCCCGAAAGGCCUACAAGCAAAUGCAGUGAUCACCCCAGAGAAGAAGAGAAAGAGAAGAAGAAGAAGAAACACAAGAAACGAUCCAGAUCGCGGUCCCAGACGCCUCCUUCGAAAUACCACUCCUCCUCUUCCUCCAAAGCCAAAUCGCGAUCCCAUUCGAAAGCAAAGCACUCGCUUCCCACGGCCUACAGAACCGUCCGGCAUUCCAGGUCCCGCUCAAGAUCACCGAGAAGACGGGCACACACUCCCGAAAGGCAUCGGGAAGAAAGGAGUGUCCCGACUGCCUAUCGUGUGAGCAACAGCCCAGGCAUCAGCAGACGACGCACCCGUUCCAGAAGCCCGCACGAAAAGAAGAAGAGGCGGUCGCACUGUCACGUCAAGUCCAAAGCGAGGUCCCACUCCCCGUCCGUCUCGCCGGGGAAACAGCCCACCCAUAAGAAUUCCAGUCACUCGGCCAGCAUCUCUCCCGUGGAGAGUCGAGGAUCCAGCCAAGAGCGUUCUGGGGGAGUGCCUUUGGAAAAAGAAGGCCAGAUCUCUUCUGCCAUUGUGUCAUCCGUUCAGAGUAAAAUCACUCAGGAUCUUAUGGCCAAGGUGAGGGCGAUGCUUGCAGCUUCUAAAAAUAUUUCAACCAGUGCCUCUUGAGACGGAAAGAUGGAAGCUCUAGAAGGAGCAGAAAGUCCUCGUUAGCUGCAGGGGAAAAGAGUCUUCUUGCAACAGUGCCGAGUUGCAAAACUUCCUUUGCAGAAAAAAGCAGCCGUGGGAAAGGGAGCCUUUGUAAAUUAUGUUCUGAUUGGUUUCUCAGUAAGAAUUUUACAACAAGCGGUGCCUGUAUAUUUGUAAAUACGACAUUCCGGCGAGUGUUACACAAAUAAAUAUGCAGAGAAAUCCUUUUUAUUAGCUAAAGG
This is a messenger RNA of Pseudonaja textilis, 6520 nucleotides long. NCBI's taxonomy places the organism in Eukaryota, Metazoa, Chordata, Lepidosauria, Squamata, Elapidae. The record is from RefSeq and is a predicted model, not a curated record.